Plasmodium relictum is the source of this 2733-nucleotide messenger RNA. Its product is annotated as serine repeat antigen, putative. NCBI's taxonomy places the organism in Eukaryota, Apicomplexa, Aconoidasida, Haemosporida, Plasmodiidae. Gene Ontology annotation, cellular component: lysosome. The transcript is spliced from 5 exons. Gene Ontology annotation, molecular function: cysteine-type endopeptidase activity. Bases 1 to 2733 code for a protein of 910 amino acids. The record is from RefSeq and is a predicted model, not a curated record.
AUGUAUUUUCUCCUUACAGCAAAAUCAAGUUUAGUAAUCACUUGUAGUGAUACAAAUCACUGCCAAAUAUGCCAUCAAAUUGUGAGAAGUUGCUUUUUAUCUGGAACUUCAGAAAUUGCAAAAUGUGUGUCUUGUGAAGAGAAGCAUCAUAAUAUUCUGCCUUGUUUAGAAUAUUCAAAGGAAAUUUUAAUGAGUAAAAGUGAAAUUGAGGCAUUUGUUGAAUUGCACGAAGAAGAUUAUUUGAAAGAGGAAAAUUUCAAUAGUUUAGUUGAAGAUAUAGUUGAUUUUUCUAAGGAGGUAUUAGGACAAUCCACAGAAGAAGAAGAAAAAGACAUUGAAUUAAAAAAAAAAAAGAUUAGACAAUUAUGUCUUUAUGUUAAUUUUCAUGAUACAUAUGAAAAUGCAAAAUUACAUGAACAAGCACCAGUUGAAAUGGUGCAGGAGCAUAUCAAAGAUGUUAUUAGUAAAUUUACAACUGAUAAUGUAGAUAUGGAAAAAGUAAAAAAACUACUAAGUCAUCCUGCUUUAUGUCUAAAAAAUCCCGAUGAAUGGGUAACUGACAGAUUAGGUUUAGCAGAUCUUGAUAUCCCUUCUUCUGGAGUUUUAAGUCAUAAUGAACUUCUUGAAUCAUAUGAAGAUCAUAAUUUAAAGAAUAAUUUUACUGACAAUAAUUCAAAAUGUACUAAAGAACACUGUAACAGAUUUGAUGAUCCAAGUGAAUGUGAAUACAAUAUUAGAGUUUUAAAUCAAAAAUCUUGUGGUAAUUGUUGGGCAUUUGCUGCUUCUACUGUUGUAUCAGCUUAUAGAUGUAGAUCAGGUUUAGGAUUUGCUGAACCUUCAGUUAAAUACACGACAUUAUGUAAAAGCAAAUUUUUUGGAGGAGGAUCUAGACGUAGUUAUUAUCCAAGUUAUACCUCUUCAGCAUGCAAUGAAGGAGGACAUAUAGUACAAUUUUUAAAAGUAUUAGAACGCACAGGAACAUUACCAACGUCCACUAAUGUUCCCUACUUUCCGCCAUUGAAUGUACCUCAAUGCCCUAGUGUUGAUCCAUCGUGGCCAAAUAUAUGGGAAAGGGUUACAUUGUUAAAUACUGGAAAUUAUGGUUAUACAUAUCAUGGAUUUUGGAAAAUAAGUUUCAGAGAAUAUGCACAAAGUAAUAGGACGCAGGACUUAAUAAAUAUAUUAAAGGAUUUAGUUAUGAGACAAGGUGCUAUAUUUGUAACGAUGCGUGUAUCUGGAAAAGUAAGUUAUAACCAUGAUGGAUCUCGUCCUAUGAUGAAUUGUGAAUAUGGAACACCAGAACAUGCAUUAACAUUGAUAGGAUAUGGAAAUUACACUGGAUAUGGAGGAAGGCAAAGUUCCUAUUGGUUAAUUAGAAACAGUUGGGGACAAAAUUGGGGAGAUGAUGGAAAUUUUAGAAUUGAUAUGUAUGGGCCAUCCAGCUGUAGUAAUGGAGUUUUAGCUGAUGCUUACCCUUUAAAUUUAAGAAUGGAAGGUAGAAGAAUAGAUGUUCAAUUACCUAUUGAUUAUGCUUCAAAAGAUUCACACAGAAGAAAUCAUCCUAAUCCAAAUCCAUACCCUUAUCCUCCUCCUCCUCAACCUCCAUCUCCAAGUCCCAGACCAAAUCCAUACCCAGGUCCUAGUCCAAACCCAUAUCCUAGACCAAAUCCAAAUCCAUAUCCUUAUCCUCCUCCUCCUCAACCUCCAUCUCCAAGUCCCAGACCAAAUCCAUACCCAGGUCCUAGUCCUAGUCCUAGUCCUAGUCCUAGUCCAUACCCAAGUCCCAGCCCAAGUCCAUAUCCAAGUCCUAGCCCUAGUCCAUACCCAAGUCCAAGUCCCAGUCCAUAUCCAAGCCCUAGACCAAGUCCAUACCCAAGUCCCAGUCCUAGUCCAUACCCAAGUCCCAGUCCUAGUCCAUACCCAAGUCCCAGUCCUAGUCCAUACCCAAGCCCCAGUCCUAGUCCAUACCCAAGCCCUAGACCAAAUCCUUAUCCAAGUCCUAGUCCCAAUCCAUAUCCAUUACCUAGUCCUAUGCCUAGUCCUUAUCCAUCACCUAGGCCUACGCCCAGAUUUCGUCCAAUACCUAACCCCUAUAUUAGACCAUAUCCUUAUAAUAGAUAUCCCUCAAGAUAUUAUCCAUACAAUGGAAAUUAUCGUUAUUAUCGUUAUAAUAGUGAAUCUUUAGGAAAAAAUCUUAGUUCAGGGGAAAAUGAAGAUGAAGUUGGAGAUAUGUUGAAUGUUUCAGAUCAAGAAAAAACAGCUAGUGAUGUAUUUGAUACUAGUUUAUUGGAUAUCAUGCAUGAAUCAGAUUCUACUGGUGAUAAGGAUAAAGCAUUUAAGCCUAAUAUUAAAAUUGAUAAUUCGGAUAAGGAACAUACGUCUGAUUCAGAUAAUGUUAAAUCGGACUCGAAAACUAAGCCUAAUUUAAAAGAGAACGUAACAAAAGACUCAAAAAAUAAAGAUAACUCAGAAGAAAAAGAAGAAACUUUUGAAACAGAUGUAUCUGUUAAAAUUGAUGGUGUUGAAUACAAAAGAACUGUUAUCUCUAAAAGAAAAGAUGAACAUAAAGAGGCUUAUUCGUGCUUAAGAACAUUUUCUUUGGAUCCUGCAUUUGAUUCAUUAUGUCGUAUAAAUUGUGAAAUGUUCUUAAAUAAUUGUAAAGAGUUUUCAUCAAUUGGUGAAUGCUUAAGAGAAUAUGCACCAGAUGACAAAUGUAUUUAUUGUGGAAUGUAA